Lymnaea stagnalis (great pond snail) is the source of this 1689-nucleotide messenger RNA. Lineage: Eukaryota; Metazoa; Mollusca; Gastropoda; Lymnaeidae. The record is from the annotation of a GenBank genome assembly.
CAAAGAAAUGACACAGCCAGUUAAAUAUGAAGCAUCUGAUUCACAUCUUUUAAGCUGUCCAUCUGAGAACAAACCAGAAGAUAAUGCAAAGCAAAAUGAAUCGAAAGCUCACGCAAGUAAACAUAUAAUAUGUUAAAAUUGGUUGCAACAAUAAUAACCUUAUUGUAAUCAUGAAAAAAAAAAUUAUAUGAAGUGCAUUUUUAUAAUAUUAUAUCACAAAUUCAUGUUCAGUUUGGUUGAAAUGCUUCAAAAUAAAUAUAUUUUAACAUUUGAAUAAUGUAACUAUGAAUCUUUACGCUAUAAAUCAUGGGACGAACUCCGGUCUAUGGAAGCAAAUUAUUGUAAAUUUGUAAAUUUGGUUUAAUAUAUUACUUUAUAUCCCGGGAACAAAAGUUAAAAUUUCAACAUUCAUAUUAUAUACUCAUUGCAUUGCUUCCUAAAUCGACAGUAAUAGUAUUUGUCCCAAUUUAAUUGUUUCAUGAGCCUGUCGUUGUUUUUUUUCAGCACUUUUUCAUUUAGAUACAUUGUAGCUAGUCGUAUUAGCUUAACGAUUGUAAGACUGUACUUGAGGUUACGUAGUAAUGGAAGCAUUAAUAGUAAUUGUAGUUGUGGUAGAAGUAGUGGUAGAAGUUGCAGUAGAGAGAAGCAUUUGAAUUCAUAAAUAAAGUAGGACAUUUUCUUUGUUUCAUUUGAAGUAAGGUUUUUUUUUUUUCUUUAUUAAGGUCAAUUUGUCUAAAACCAAUACAAAGAAGACCAAAAAGAUAGGUCCUACAGUUUAAAGAACACUUUUUUAAAAAAAAUAUCCAUUAAAUCCCUCUGUGGCUUGCCGCGUUAAAGUUUAACGGGGGUGCGAAGGAAUGUUGCAUAAAUAUCGCGUUCUAAGCAUGUGACAAUUGAGAUUGAUUAAUCCCUCGUUAUCAGGACGACUGGACCAGUCUGUCAUCUUAGAAAGUUUGUAGAGAUGCAUUAGCAUUUUUUAACAUAUGCCCUGAAUCAUGGGACUGAAUGUUCUUAUGGUUGACAAGUUUAGGAAAUCAGGGCUGAUGGUUUAAUAGUUGGUAGAGAUUGAAAUGUGUGUUCAUUGCAACCCUCAAUGUUUAGUUUUAUUUACUUCAUGUAAUAAUAUAGAAUUAAUUUUGUUAAAGAAUUUUUUUUUUUUUUAAAUUUCAAGUGGUGUUGUAAAGUAGUAGAAAUUUAUAUUCUAUAAUAAAAAAUGAUUAAAUUUACUUUUUAGUUACGUUAGCUAUAUAGAAUACAAUUAACAAUAGAUAAACCAGACGUAAGAUUUUUUUUUCAAAGUAAGUUACUAUUCAUAUAUAUUUAUCAUAUAUAUUAGUAUAAACGUAGGGAGAAAAAAGGGGAAACAGGAAUGCUAAAAAAAAUGUAUUUUAAAAUCAGACCACUAUGUAAGCGAUGAUGGCUUACUGUACGUCACGAUAGGAGACAUUGAGAAACAGACGACGCGUACGUCAGCUGGCAGCGUCAAGUCAAAACGGGAAAAGGUUCAAUACCAGGAGAUCGACUUUACAAAGACUGGCCAGAUCACCAUAGCAGAAAUUGAGAACACUGAACACGUCACUUCAUUAUAAUCUACUUUAUUAAGAUUCUUUAAAAUAUUUCAAUUUUUACGUCACACUCAAAUGGUUAUAAUAUGUUAGUGAAAUAUUUCUGCAAAAAAAUUGCUUAUUU